AUGCCAGCAAACGAGUGGAGAUACAACAAUGACUAUCCAAGUGAGCUUUCAUUUCAUGAGUCAAUCGAUCAACAACAGUUAUGAGUAAUUUUAAUUUUCCUGCAGAAAGAAAAAAAACUUCAAGUUCAUCAAGAAAUUUCAUGAGCCUUAGAUUUUUGAUCACACUGAGAUGAACUUCAAGAAGCAUUAUGCAAACAAGUUUGGGAAUAAAAGUUAGAUCAUAUCCUUGUUAGAAGAGUUCUCUCUUAAGUUAUAAGUUUUAUGCUCAUUUUUUUUUACUGUCUCUAUAUUUGCCUUAGUUCAUGGAAAAACCAAAAAACUUUCAGACGUCAGGACGGGCAAGAGCAUGAGAACGGAAAGAGGGUCGAGGGUCUCGCACUUUGAAACCAGUGAGUUGCAUUUAAAAACUUGUAGUAUCGUACCUUGGAACAACAGUUUUCAAAGUGACUUUCAUUUCAGAUGAACAUAGGAGAAAUUCCCGAAACGGGAGAAAAAGCGUCGAAAGAGACGACUUCUAUGAGCCCAGUAAGUUUCGAAUUUAUAAGUUUAUCAAUCAAGUCAGAGAGCUGGCGGAUCCUAUUAGAUUAUUUAGAGAUCAAUGACUCAUGACGGGAAUUACAAUGUGAAAAUCAAACAAAAAUGAUUAUUUGGGGGCAAAAACAGAGGAAAAAAUUUUAAAGAAAAAUUAAAAACUCAAGUAUCAAUAUGAGACUUUUGAUUUUUCAAGCAACGGGAACCUAAACGCAUCUGUCUUAUUCUCCGAUAAAUUAUUUUUUGAAAUGUCUUUCGAUCUGACGCGAUAGAAAAAAGAGACUUUCGGUUUGACUGCUUUGAAAAGGUUUUUUUAGCAAAAAUAUCCGACUUUUGAGCUUUGCAGUUUUUUUGAUUUUUUCCUUAGGCGAUUACAAAAACUGAACUUUAAAUUUUUUUGAGCAAAAGUAGCUGAAAAACCAUAGUGAAAAAUUCAAGAUAAAAAAAAUGGAUUUUUCAGGUGUCUUCGACAACAUUGGCUACUUUGACUACCGCCUGCUUCCGGAAACCCCAAAAAUUCAAAUAACGAUCCCUUCCGAGGAGGAGAACCAGGACAGCUUCAAUCCGAACACGCACGUGGCUAAAAAGCUUGAUGCAGAUUCUUCCCACGUUCAGGACCACGCUCAGUUUUUAAGCGAAAAUGUCAGCUUCCCUCCUUUGAACGAGAGCUACUCGGAUCCUCACAAGGAGAAAUUCAACGCCGCUUAUGAAGAACUUUCCAAAAAAAGCAACGAAAUCAAGGGAAAACUUGAUCGCCUUCACUUGGACACACCUUCUUUUCUAUCAGAUCAAAAGAAAACUCUUCUGAAUCCACCGACGUCCACUCUCACUUCACGCGGCAACUCCAACAAGUUGGAUGCUUUUUUCGAGAUUUCGUCUUCUGCUGACGCCCAGAACUUAUCUACCUGUCCUGACUUUGAAAAGGAAAGGCAUGAGCCUCUUUCACCCCGACGUUUCUCCGAAGCUCGAAACAAUGAGCCGCUCUUCAAAAUGGAUUUUUCGCGCGCUUCUAACGGCAAGAACGAUUUGUCGCCCAAUCUUCCAGUCGACGCUGACAAGAACCUUGUGGAGACUCCUUUCGAAAAUCUGGAGGUCGUAAAUCAACGAGUUAUUUCAACUCUUCAGUUUAUCGAGCGUGCUCACAAAAAACAAGAGAACCUUGAACGAAUUAUGUUGUCGCAGAACCGGACGGAGCAACUGGAUGCUGGUCAGCCUCGUCCACGCGGGUUUUCGAAUCUCUUUCACGGCUAUCCGGCCGAACUACGCUACAAGCGCCCGGAAAGUCCGAAUUCUGAAAGUCAUCGAGGGCCUGCCAAAGAUAAUUGUCGCAACGAGAUUCCAAAUCUGAUGAGCUCUCAGCACAGGGUACGAUUUUUUAUUUCGAGAGUGGCUCAAUCGCAUACUGAAUAAUGUUUCAAAAAAGUCGUUGUUGCGCCUGAUUUCGAGUGAAAAAGAGAUGAAAUCAGGUUUACGUUUUUUUUAACUCAUUUUAAAAACUGCGCCAGACUUGAAGCGGCUUUUCCUGUAUGCUGGUGAUGAUAUCCGUCGUCGGACAAAUUUAAUUGUAAAAUCGUUUGAUAACCGCAGUAAUAAAUUUGUAACUGCGACGUUUUGAGGCACUCUUUUCGACUUAAAAAGCCUUUGAAAGUGUCAUACCUUAAAAAAAUGAGAAAAACUUCUUAUUUAUAUUUUUUUUGCGACCUGAAAGGUGAGAGAUUGCCAAAAAGUGAUGCGUUUUUUUGGCGAGAAAUUCCAGUUGAAACACAAGCUCUCAUGUUUUCUCCUUUUUUUCGAUAGUUUUUUUAAUAAUUUUUUUAAUUUUUUUAAACGUUUUUGAAAAAAACAGGUUUAACGAGUCAAAGUAUAAAAAAAUGAUCAAAGGCUUAGUUUUUUUCUGCAAUUUUUCGUGUUCGGCCUCGAGGUUUCCGCCAAAGUUGGGCCGCGUACGCAACGCUUUACUUUUUCAAAUUGCGAAAAAAAUAAGUAUGAAAAAAAUAAUAAUCCAUGACCUUUAAAAAUAACAUAUUCGAUCGUCAGAUUCCGACCAUCAGCUUUAUUUUUGACGCAAAGCAGCGAAAAAUUUUUCAAUUCAACGACAGGGAAUCUCAACAAGGGCCGUUUCUCAUCCGUCGAAGAAGAAUCCUUGGUAA
Molecule: messenger RNA, 2681 nt
Organism: Caenorhabditis auriculariae
Lineage: Eukaryota; Metazoa; Nematoda; Chromadorea; Rhabditida; Rhabditidae
Source: the annotation of a GenBank genome assembly